GAUGCUUGCAGAGGAAGUUACAAUAGGCAUGUUACUGCGUUGCAGCAUUUACUUUACAAAGGCUCUGCUAUGACCAGUGCCAGUUGUGCAAACAUCAGCUAGUUAAUCGAUUGAUGGCGUAACAGGCUGUUUGCGUUGCACACGAUGCGUGACAGCCACUGUAAUGACAGCCACUGUGAUGGCAAUGCGGGAUCCUUCACUGCGUUUCAUUCAAAUAUAUGUUUUUAAUGACAGGAAGAGCUGGGGUAUUCCACACCAGUGGAGUCCAUAUCGGUAUUUUUAUUCAUCUAUUUUUCUCAAUCUAUUUGACUUAAGUUGCAUCCUUAUAAAAUGACGAGCCCGGUAGUUUUUCUUUCACCAUACACGCAGAAUCGUUCCAAUUUAUAUAGCGCGAGCGAGCUGUUACGCAUGACCAGCAGUGCCCAUGUGACUAUGUUUCUUGUUUGUUCGUGAGUUUUAUUCCUUGUGCCAGGAAGCCAAAAGCUUCUGCCACACAGAAUCAGUCCAUUUCCCCCAUGUUUUGACUGAAGGCUCAGACGGACGCAGUCCCAUAGUCGUUAAGUUGGCACCGCAGUCACCAUGUUGCAGAAAACAAGCUAGCAGCCUAUUAACGCCCCCCAAAAAUGUAUACAAAAAUAUUGUGGAACUUAUUUAAAAAAUGUCCCUCCUUCCAGAAAGUGUUUUCGAAACCUUUUCCUACACUACAUUGCUGUUACCUGCUGGCUUUUUGAAUCUGGCCGUUAUAUGGCACUUAAUUCGUGAUCCAUGUUGUUUUGGCUGAUCAGUGGCGAGGUUUCUCUGGGGCUUCAACUUCAUACGGGCAGAGAAAAACAUACUUGGUCAAUGUAAUCUUAAGGUCGAGCCAUGUUGUUAUUGCACUGUGCCGCGCGCCCAGGCAGACUGCAGGAUGCACACGGAAACGGCACAAGCAACGGAAAAUAUGUUUAUCCAAACUAAUGCGUAAGGCAUGGGGAUACGAUUGGCUACCAGGAAUUAGGAACCGAAUGUAACUUGCGUCGGUGUGGAAAUUGUUCCCGGUUGUCGGGAAUCUCACUAAUAUAUUCUAGCGAGGCGUUCUUUACAAAAUGGCAGCCAUGGUGUGAGGACUGACUGUACUCGCUUCGCGAGGGAAGGACUGAUAUUUAUUUUCAUAGCCUAUUAUUCGUCGUCACGUUAGCAUCAACGCGAGCGGUGAUCGGUCUCCGAGCGAAGCAAGUCUCUCGGUAUUGGUCACUGGCAAGAUGCCAAGUAGUGCAACCUAAGUUGCCAUAGAAACGGUCUCUUCCUUCCAUGACGAUGCAUCGAACGACCAGAAUUAAGAUAACUGAGCUGAACCCCCACCUCAUGUGUGUGCUGUGCGGUGGAUACUUUAUCGAUGCCACCACAAUUAUAGAAUGUCUUCAUUCAUUCUGCAAGAUGUGCAUUGUACGCUAUCUGGAGACCAGCAAGUAUUGUCCCAUCUGUGAUGUGCCAGUACACAAAACCAAACCUCUGCUCAAUAUAAGGUCUGACAAAACUCUACAAGACAUUGUCUACAAGCUGGUCCCUGGUCUCUUCAAAAAUGAGAUGAAGAGAAGGAGAGACUUUUACGCAGCACACCCUUCUGUAGAUGCGACGACAAGGUCUAAUGAGGAUCGAGGGGAGGUGGCUGACGAGGACAAGAGAAUCAUCACAGACGAUGAAAUCAUCAGCCUCUCCAUUGAGUUCUUCGACCACAAUAAGGCUAAAAAGACAGGCGUGGCUGAGGACAAACAGUCUAAAGAACAGGUCAAUAAUAAGCGGUAUCUGCAGUGUCCUGCAGCCAUGACCAUCAUGCACCUGAGAAAGUUCCUCCGCAGUAAGAUGGACAUUCCUUGUACCUAUCAGGUUGAAGUGAUGUAUGAAGAUGAGCCCCUGAAAGAUUACUACACAUUAAUGGACGUAGCCUACAUCUACACUUGGAGAAGGAAUGGCCCUUUGCCGUUGAAGUACCGCGUCAGACCGAGCUGUAAGAAGAUGAAGAUGAGUCAUCUGCAGCAAGAGGGUCAGAACAGCACUGGUCGGUCCGCUGAGAGCGACUCAGCCAGCGACAAAGCCUGCAGCCCUGCCGGCGUCCCCUCCACCUCCUCCUUGCCCAGCCCUGGUACCCCGUUGCAGUCCCCACACUUCCCCCACAUCUCCAAACCCGUCAACGGCGCCUCCACCUCGGCCCCUGCCCCUACCAGACCCUUCCCCUUCGGAAACAAACCGCGGAAGGCCUCGUUGAAUGGUUCUUCUUUGUCCUCGGGACUGGCCUAAAAACCGGGCCAACAGCCAAUGCCAGACCGCUCUGCUAAUAUCUUCAUGCCAAUGUCGUUCCAUUGUUGUAGACGCUCUCUUUUUGUUAUCGUUGUUAUAAAUAUAUGAUAUAUGUUUAAUGUAGUGGAAGUGAAGCAUUUCUAUAGGAACAUAGCAGGGUGGGACAUUAAUGGAAAAAUCUACUCUAACAAUAUUUUAGUAUUUUUUUCCAUUAGUACACUUGAUUCAAUUAAAAAAUAUUUUGCAUGUUUGCAGUCAAGUUUUCAAGUUAGGAUGUUCAAGAAGCGAAUUGUCACUUGCCACAUCAACAUCAUGAUGAUGUGACAUUUUGCUUCUUGAAAAUCCUAUCUAGAACUUUACUACUGACAUGCUAAAUAAUCUGAGACUGUAUUAACAGUGGAAUAGUGAUGAUAAAAAUACAAAUGUUUUGUUUUUUGUGGAUUUUCCCUUUAGGUUAGUGAAAGGGAUGUUGGCCACGUGAAAAUGUUAGAUUGGUGGUGAAUGGCAAAUUAAUGUCCCCCAAAAGCUGCAUUUUAUUCUACAGAUGUGACUGAAGAUGGCCUUUAUAUUAUUUUCUUUAAAGUUUUUAUUUUAUUUUUUUAAAAUCAGAAUGUGUGUUGAUCCUAUUUUCAGUGUGUAUUUCGGCAUGGUGAUGAAACCUUGUAGGCUUUACUAAUAUUUGAAAUGGUUGCCUCUACAUUGUUCUUUCGAUUGGCUUUUGGAAAGCAUUUCACAAAAAAAUAUUAAUCUAUAUAAUGUGUAAACAACUAUUGUAGCGUUAGGCCCACGAUUUUAGGGGAAAACAUACGAAAUAUCUACGUAAAUGUAGCCUGCAAUGCUUUUAUUAGGCUAUACUCAAAAUUGGAAUCGAAUUGCUUAUAGCCUCAAACACCCUGAAGCCUUGCAGUCAUCAAGCAGUUCAGAAAGUCAACACACACACACACACACACACACACACACACACACAUGUAUAUAGCGAAAUAUAUGCAUAUUUAAUCAGCGAUUGUCAAAUACUUUGACCUGAACAGCCCCCCCCCUUCAUUUCAUGCUCGAUGACAAAUGUUUUGAUGUCUCCCGUGUUCUUUGUAUCUAUCGCUCGAUUAUAUGACCAACUAUUGUAUUGUUACUGUUGCACAGCAUUAAAACAUCUGAAUAAAUCAUUUUACACUUAAA
Oncorhynchus keta (chum salmon) is the source of this 3450-nucleotide messenger RNA. RefSeq names its product polycomb complex protein BMI-1-A-like. The coding region runs from base 1291 to 2277 and encodes 328 amino acids. The record is from RefSeq and is a predicted model, not a curated record. The transcript has 10 exons. Gene Ontology annotation, biological process: negative regulation of transcription by RNA polymerase II. Gene Ontology annotation, cellular component: PRC1 complex. Gene Ontology annotation, molecular function: promoter-specific chromatin binding. Lineage: Eukaryota; Metazoa; Chordata; Actinopteri; Salmoniformes; Salmonidae.